This is a messenger RNA of Ornithodoros turicata, 840 nucleotides long. RefSeq lists its product as uncharacterized. The coding region runs from base 1 to 840 and encodes 279 amino acids. The record is from RefSeq and is a predicted model, not a curated record. The transcript is spliced from 7 exons. NCBI's taxonomy places the organism in Eukaryota, Metazoa, Arthropoda, Arachnida, Ixodida, Argasidae.
AUGUACAAGUUACGGCUGGAAAUGCUAGGGUAUUCGCUGAGUCACCGGCCCGGGUCGGACAGCAUAAAAACAGGAAAACGCAGGGCAGGUCGGGCUCGGAAAAGUCGGGUCGUGCAGAGCUCGGGUCUGCCCUACUGGCACAAAGACUCCAACAAGAGAGUGAUAGCAAUAUCCGUUGCUGCACUGGGCUUGCUGUUGAUAGGUGGGGCUAUCAUAUUUGCUUUCACAGGUUUAUCCGGUGGCGACACUGGCGAAGCUGGCGGCGCCGACGACUCUGCCGGUGGCAACGACGGAGGGGUACAGUAUGAUCCUCCCAGUGGUGUGGCCUCCGCGGACAGCCCAUCUUCAACAACUUCCUCUACGACAAGCACCACUACGACAAGCACCACUACGACAACUACGACUACGACAACUACGAGGGCUCCCCUGACCGACGCAGAACUGACAAAACUGGCCGAAACGCGUCCCAUCACCAUCCUUUUCGUCGGUGAUCACAGCUUCAGCAGUAUAUCGAAGGAACUAUUCAUGAUAUAUGCACAAAGCCAGCUUAACAUGAUGAAUGCAGCCUUGGCAGAAAAUAAUAUCAAGCUGAAGAUUAAAGUUUACGACACCUAUGUGAUGAAUGAGGAACAAGACCGAACCCAGCUCGUAGAAAUUCCUGAUCGACAGAUGCCGACAAUAGACGCAGAUGACACCGUGCACUCACUUGUGAAAAUAUUGUAUGAAUACCCUGGGAGCAACGAGUCCGACAAGGUCUAUGUACUCACGAGAAAGUUUCUCGGCAGCAAAAAGAAUGACAAGACACCCGUUGUGAGUAAGUAUACAAGUCACAGUAAUUAA